This is a messenger RNA of Physcomitrium patens, 1016 nucleotides long. RefSeq lists its product as uncharacterized. Gene Ontology annotation, biological process: vesicle-mediated transport. NCBI's taxonomy places the organism in Eukaryota, Viridiplantae, Streptophyta, Bryopsida, Funariales, Funariaceae. Gene Ontology annotation, cellular component: membrane. The record is from RefSeq and is a predicted model, not a curated record.
AUGCAAGGGUGGUUCGCAGGACCGAGCAGCAAGGGGCAGGACAAAGAUGAGGUUUCCGUAUUGGCAGAUUGGAACUCCUACGCGGCCAGGAAGGAGGCCGAUGAGGGCAGCUUGAGCAGCGUAGCCUCGGCCGCAGCGAUGGAUCUAGAGGCCGGCCUCUCUUCUGCUGGCAGCACGCUCGUUGGUGCUUUUAGCUCAGUUACAAAGGGAAUGCGUGAUCUACCUUCAAGUGUUUCAUCCGCGGCAACGUAUGUGCCAUCGAGGCAAUCCAUCAUGUCUUUCUCCGUCAUGAUCGGAUCUGGGGUGUUUUUCAUCAUGUUGGCCUUCACAGUAUUCCUCCCGAUGAUUAUUGUGGCGCCUCAAAAAUUCGCUAUUUGUUUCACACUGGGAUGCAUUUUCAUCAUGGGCGCUUUUUUCGCGCUUAAGGGUCCGAAGUCCCAAGCCCUUCAUAUGAUCUCCAAAGAGAGGCUGCCUUUUACCCUGGGGUUUCUUGGAAGUAUGUGUGCAACUCUGUACGCUUCGAUGGUUCUCCACAGCUACAUCUUUUCGGUGUUUUUCUCCGGCAUCCAGGUUCUGGCUUUGUUGUACUACGUCAUCUCAUACUUCCCUGGAGGGUCAGCAGGCCUGCAAUUCAUAACUUCUUUCUUCACAUCUGCAGUCAUGAAAUGUUGCAGCAGAUAAAAGUAGGAAGAUCAUUGCUUCUGUGCUUGUCACAUCCUGCACCGUUGGCAUGCCAUGGUAGGAAACGUACCUCGGUUUGUUCAGAUCCAUCUACUUGGACACACGGGAGUUUUGUGGGUCAUGACUGUCUCCUUUUACUGCCAGUCUCAUAGCCCUACAAAAGCUGGAACUUGUGCAAAUUGAUUAGAGUUGUGAGUAGUUGCUGAAGUUUUCUUGGAUUUGUAGAGCAAACUUAACUACCAUUUCCUUCAUCAGUAGUCCUCCUCCAAGAUUUUGGAAGAGACGAAUGAACUUCUUUGGGUGUCGGAAUAAUACGUCAGGGUAUUCAGAUCCAA